CUUUCCCGCUCCAGCUACAAAGCGGCCCCGAGCUCGCGCUCUCCUCCAUGGCUCCGCCCCCCUCCUCGACGUCCCUCUGGCAACCAUGUCGGCGGGCGUGCGCAGACGUCAAGCAGCUGGCGUGAAAGCAGAAGCUCCCUCGGUCGCCGUAGUAGCUGCCCCAGCUAGCGGAGAUGAGGAGCCGGGCAUGGCGGCGGCCCCGAGCCUCUCCGCCUGCCUCAAGCUGCUGGCGGCUGCCUUCUACGGCUUCAGCUCUUUCCUCAUCGUGAUGGUGAACAAGAGCGUCCUCACCAGCUACGGAUUUCCUUCCUCACUCUGUGUGGGACUAGGCCAGAUGCUGGCUACCGUAGUUGUCCUUUGGGUGGGAAAGGCACUCAGGGUGGUCAAGUUUCCAGAUUUUGAUAGACAUAUACCUCGAAAGACUUUUCCACUACCUCUUCUCUAUUUUGGGAACCAAAUCACAGGACUGUUCAGCACAAAGAAAUUGAAUCUGCCAAUGUUUACAGUCCUGAGACGGUUUUCCAUUUUAUUUACAAUGUUUGCAGAAGGAAUCUUACUCAAGAAAAAAUUUUCUUGGGGAAUUCGGAUGACAGUAUUUGCAAUGAUAAUUGGUGCAUUUGUAGCUGCAAGUUCUGAUUUGGCAUUUGAUCUAGAAGGAUAUAUUUUUAUCUUGAUCAAUGAUGUCUUGACAGCUGCAAAUGGCGCUUAUGUAAAACAGAAACUAGAUUCAAAGGAGCUGGGAAAAUAUGGUCUCCUUUAUUACAAUGCACUAUUCAUGAUUCUUCCUACUGUGGGCAUUGCCUACUUUACAGGAGAUGCACAAAAGGCAAUGGAAUAUAAAGGUUGGGCAGAUACCCUUUUCCUUGCACAAUUUACACUCUCUUGUGUGAUGGGGUUUAUUCUGAUGUAUUCAACAGUACUUUGCACUCAGUAUAACUCUGCCCUUACAACUACAAUAGUUGGCUGUAUUAAGAAUAUACUAAUAACUUACAUAGGAAUGUUCUUUGGAGGAGAUUAUAUUUUCACAUGGACAAAUUUUGUAGGAUUAAAUAUUAGUAUUGCUGGAAGCCUCGUAUAUUCCUACAUCACUUUUACAGAAGAACAAAUAAAUAAACAGUCUGAAGCUAGCAUCAAGAUGGACAUUAAAGGGAAAAGCGCUGUAUGACAAAAGGCAUGCUUACCAGAGUAACUCUCACUUUUUAGCAAGAUGUUGACAAAUCACUGUAGUAUGCAGUCUCUGAAUGGAAUUGGAUGGUUACUUCGUAUUCGCACAAUCUGAAGAUUGCCACAUUUGGAAUCAAUUAUUUAUACUGGACUGCACAUAUGAUGAAUAGAAUGCAUAUAGGCUGCAAGGAAUUAUAUAUGUAGUGAAACAGGAUUAAUAAUCUCAAAUGCAGCAAGUGUUGUUGGUCUAGAUUGGGUGCAGCAAGAAAAUGCAUCAUUGAAAUCAAGCAAGCCUAUUGUUCAGACUCUCAUGACUUUGGCUUGUUGAUCCCUUCCAACUUUAACUGCAUUUUCCUUGAAGUCAUGCAAUCUGUGUGAAUGAAAUGUAGUUCCUACAUCUCAUUGCAUGAAGCUGUAUAUAAAUAAGAUGAUACUUUGAGCUGCAAUUUAUGGGGAAGGUAGACCUACAUUCACAAUCAACAGAAAUGUUACCCAAACAAAUGUCCAUCUAAUUUUUUCCCCCUGAACCUAGCGAAGCACUUUUAAGUGUGUGUUACACAUUGUUUGGGUUAUCUUGGUCAGAAUUGUUUUUAAACCUUUAUAGACUUAUCAGUACCUAUUACAGAUAAAGAACAGAUAAAUGUUCUAAAGAGUAAGGUUUUAAAUGCAGUUUUCUCCUGAAGAAAUGAGGAAAAGCAAACUACAGUGGUAAAAUGUGGGUGUUUUCCCCCAGUAAAAGUUUUUCUUUUAUUUACUUGGCUUUUUUUCUAUGCAAUCAGAGUCCUUUUUUAAAUAAAAAUCUCAUCACUGGUUUUUUUUUAAAGGUUGUAGCUUUUUAAAAGAUUGUUAUAAAUGAGAGUUUGCCCUUUGGUGAUUUAAGUGUUUUGAAAUGCACAUUUAUUUCUUGGAAAAAAUAGUUUUGCAAAAGUUUAUUGCAAGCUUUUUGAAUAUAGAAAAAGCAUGCAGUUGGAAGUUAUAUCCCCAGUCUAUCAAGUCUAGCUUCCUUUUUGAAAUAGGUUUACAUAUCAUGCUAAAUCAUUAAACAGGUCCCAUUUUGCAGAAAGUGAAUUCUGGGGUGUUCGCUUUGAUGUGGUUGAAGCUGUUUUCAAAGGAGCCUCACCAGCCUUGCAAAUGAAGCUUUUGUAUCUGUGUGAGGUUUUCAUAUUGUUGCAAAGCAAAUCAGAUUUACAAUGUUGUAAACACAACAUUGUACACAGCAAACUUGUAAACACAAGUCUUUAAAAGAAAUGAUAGUAUAUUCUACUAUCAGUUGCCCUAUCAUAGGCCUCACACCCAUUUACACUGAAACAUGAGAAAAACUGUAGUAUCUGGAUAGUGUUUAUCCAGAAAAUUCUGAAUUUUAAGGAGCUGUCAAAUUGAAAAAUGGCUCAAAUCUGCUGAAUGAAAUCCAGUUUGGUUUUCACUAAAGAAAACCUAGCUUCAGUUUAUUUGACUCAGUGAACCACAAAUUCCUGGCCUUGUAUAUAGAGAGAUUGCAAAAUAUAAUAAAUCUCUUUUAAACAUUAAAGACAUUGUAAAGGAGAACUCUGUGAGAUUGGCAGCCAAAAAUCUAUGGUAGAUGGUAGGACACUUUUUUUUGACUAACAAGAUUUUAUUAAAAGGCACAUGCUUUCAUGAAUUUUAGCUCACAUUUGCAAUAUUAAAACAAAACAACCCCAGAAUCAACUCACAUAAAAUAUCUUCAGGCUUUCUAAGGUUUAACAAACACAAAAUAUAUUAAUACAUUGCUAUUACUAAUUCAUGAGGUACUUAUAAUUUGUCCCACAUGUAACUUGCAUAUGCAUAAUUACCCUUUUCUCCUCCACUUGCUGCAUUUUCUUUUCUUUUCAAAUCCUCCUUCUGUUUAUCCACUUCAUGCAUCCGAUAAAGUGAGUACAACUCAUAAAAGCUUAUGUCUUUUAAUAAAACUUGUUAAUCACCUUUUCAUUAUUAAAAACAUUCUAAAGCAUUACAGUUUUUCUAAAUUUCAAAAAGAAAUAAGGUUAAAUACUAAAAUUAUCAGAACUGAAAAGAUUUCUCAUCCAAGAUGCUGAGAUUGUAAGUGAAUAUUUUCCUAAGGAAACAUUUCCACCCUUUUGUUCUACUGCCAGGACAAAUCCUGGUUCAUGACUUUGCAUGUAAGGUACAGUUAUGUCCUUAAUGGGUUUGUGGGUUAAAUUUAACUCUAAAUUGAAGUCUGUGAAACAGGUAAAUCUUACAUAUUCUGUGUUAAAUAUGCAGUCAUUCCUGAUCUGGCACCAAAAGCCAAAUUAUGUGUACUGGAGACAUUAUUUAGCAUGUAAUUAUUAUUGUUUUGCAUAUUUAUGCUUUUUGUUAGAGGAGGGGGGCAAAGAACUAUGCUGGACAUUGUAACAACACUAACAAGAAAUCCUACUCCAGCAGUAUGUUACUGUCUGGGAUCGCACAGAUUGUUUGCCGCACUUUAAAAUACAUUCUCUUAGCCUUAAACUGUUGAAAGUAAACACAGAACUUCAGAAUGCAUACUUGUAAUAUGCAGAGUGGGUAACUAACAGUUGUUCUGGAAUAGUCUAAUGUAAAACAGAGAAGAAUCCUGGAGCUUCACAGAAACAUGAUGGUCUUGAGCCUUUUUUGCAGCCUCGGAAAUACUCUCAUCCAUAAUGUUGCAAAUUAAUUGCUGUUUUGAGAUAUGAAGUACAAGUGCACUUCAUAUCUUCUAUAGGUUUACUGCAAUUUGGAAAACAAGCCCUGUAUUCCCCAUAAUGAGACACCCCCUCUCAACAAUUAGCAAUAGGCGCUUUGUAAGCUUUGGCCAGUAAGAACAUUGUCCAUUCAAUCAAGAAGCAACUUUUUAAAUGUUAUGGGCUCCAUGCUGUCUUAGCCAGCAACAAUUUGGGGGAGGGGGGAUAGAGGGGGGAAUAGUGAAAUUUGGAUUACGUCACCCUUUUCCUUGUUUACAUAUUUUUUUGGGGGGGUUGUUUUCAAUUUUAAAUCAUGGAAGAUUUUCCUUCAUUUAUUACUGCUUUGCCGUUGAAUUUAAACACUAUGAUUGUAGCUGGGUUUGCACAUCACAAAAGUGUCAGUUCUACAAAGAUGUGUAGUUUCUCCAACUG
This is a messenger RNA of Thamnophis elegans (Western terrestrial garter snake), 4256 nucleotides long. It is a transcript of the gene SLC35D1, whose product is annotated as solute carrier family 35 member D1. Gene Ontology annotation, cellular component: Golgi apparatus. The record is from RefSeq and is a predicted model, not a curated record. The transcript is spliced from 12 exons. NCBI's taxonomy places the organism in Eukaryota, Metazoa, Chordata, Lepidosauria, Squamata, Natricidae. Bases 86 to 1165 code for a protein of 359 amino acids. Gene Ontology annotation, molecular function: antiporter activity; GDP-fucose transmembrane transporter activity.